Messenger RNA from Acyrthosiphon pisum (pea aphid), 2563 nucleotides. Its product is annotated as 60 kDa SS-A/Ro ribonucleoprotein. Bases 366 to 2255 code for a protein of 629 amino acids. The record is from RefSeq and is a predicted model, not a curated record. Gene Ontology annotation, cellular component: ribonucleoprotein complex. Lineage: Eukaryota; Metazoa; Arthropoda; Insecta; Hemiptera; Aphididae. Gene Ontology annotation, molecular function: RNA binding. The transcript has 10 exons.
AUAAUUUGUGGUAUAUAGCAGUAGUUCGUGGUAUAAAGUAUAACAUCCUUAUAAUUUUUCACUAAUUUGGAAUCCACAUUCCACAGUCCACGGUCUCGCCAGUCACCAGCAUCCACGUUUCUUAAUCCAUUACUUCAUUCUCCCACAGACUUUAAACAAAAUUUUAAUCUGUGUAGCGUACUAGCUUCUAUUCUCCCGAAUUUAUUUUCAUAGUUAGUGUCUCAUAUAAUAAUGAUAUAUUUGCGUCAAAUUUUUCACACUAGCAUUUAAAUAGGCCACAGCCUACAACAGUUCCAUCCAUAUUCCAUAGUAUAAUAAUAUGAUCUAAGUUGUAGUUCCUGUACUCUCUUGAUAACGGUAUCAAUAUGCCUAAAUAUUCUUUAAUUGAGAGUAAGUUACGUCGAUAUUUAUACUUGGGGCACGAAUAUUGUAUAUAUGUUCCUCCUUCAAUUCGAACUUCAUUUUGGAAGGAAAAUCAUCAUGAUGAUGUUACUGGUGUGAGGAUAAUUGGAAAAAUUGUUAAAAAAAAUAAAACUGAAGAGAUUAAUUCAAUAGUUCCAAUAAUUUUAAAGAUUAAAAAAGAAGAUAAACUUCUUGAUGAUCGGCUCCUGAUUUUUGCAUUGGCCGUGUGUGCCAGAUUUAAUUUGGAACCAUGUGUAAAAAUGGUUGCUGACGCUUAUGCAGCAGUCUCUACAAUAUGUACAGAUGGAUUAAAACUAUUGAUGUUUGUUAAAUUCAUCAAAAUAGCUGAUAAUAUCCUUUUUGAUCAGGGUUUUAUAACCAUUAUGUCUAAUGGCCAUGGUCGUGGUUUUGCCAAAUCUAUGACUAACUGGUAUUUAAAAAGAGAUCCAUUACUAACUACAGAGCACAUAGUAAGGAAUAAAUGUUAUGAUGGUUGGAGUCAUAAAGAUGUGAUGAAACUUAUUCAUCUUCAUUCCACUGAACCAUGUCGUAUUAUGUACAUUGUCUACACUUUAAGUGGUAUCGAAAAGGUUGAAAAAUUAUUUGGAUCUAAAAUGAAAGACGUUUGUAUUGAAGAUAUAGAUGAAACAUUUGAAAAUAAGCAAUUAAAAUUUAUUUACAACUUUUUAAAACAAGUAGAAAAUAUAAAAAAAAUGGAUGAGCAUGCAUUGCGGUAUGAAAUUGAAUUAAAUAGAUGGGGUAAGGAACCUGAAGUUAUACCGCAAAAAAUGCUAAAAAGUUCAACUAUUUUAACUUCACUCGUUAUGCAUUUGCCGUUAGAGAAACUUUUGGAGAACACAUUUUUUUUUGCUAAAAACAGAUUAUUUAACAAUUCGACACCCGAUGUAGGGCUUUGGGAGUAUAUUUUACGCUUCAACAACUCAAUUCUAUUAAAAACAUCACAAAUUCAUCCAAUUGAACCGUUUAUACAAUAUGCUAAAUAUGCUAGAACAUGCAUGAAUAUCUUAAAGUUACAAAAUAAUAUUAUGAAAAAAGAAGAAGAAAAAUCUGUAAUUGAAUCAAUUGAUAAUAAAUUAAAAGUGAUAGUAAAGUUACAAAAAACACCAGAUAAAGAAGAAGUUAAUGAUGUUAAUCAAAACCAACCGUCAAAUUUUUAUAUGACGAAACCAGUUCCAAAAUUAGUGGACCAGCUGAUGACAUUUUUAUCAGAAGAUCUGGUUAAAAAAACUUGCGAAGUCUUAGAUCCUUUAGGCCUUCGUAUAAUGAUAACAUAUGACAGUCGAAUAUGUAUGAAGGCAUCAAUGUGUGCAUGUUCACGAUUGAUCAAGGUGCAUGAAGCUAUUACAUUAAUAAUAUUGUCUUUAAUUUACCCAGAAAAAUUAGAUAAUAAACCAACUGUAUAUGGUUUAAAUUCAGAUAUAAAUUCAUCUAAGGAGAUCGAAAUUGAUUAUAACCAACCUUUGACUUUUUCCUCUUUAGAAUCCAUAUUGUUUAAAGAACCUGGUUGUAUAGGUUCAGACUCAGUAGAUUCUGAUAAAAAAGAUAUUCCUCAAGUUUAUCCUCAUAUGUCUUUUAAGUGGGCUAAAGAAAAUAAUAAAGAAUUUGAUGUAUUUGUAUUUUUGGGAAAUAACAAAAUGAAUUUAAGACUUUUUAAAAGAAGUAUGAAAGGAUAUCAAACACAUUUUAAAAACCCGGUGAAAAUUAUUUUACUUUGUCUAAAUGGAAAACAUUAUGAUCAAAUUAAUCUAGGUCGAAGAAAUACAUUGUUUAUUAUUGGAUUUGAUAAAAAUGUUGGAAAAUUAAUUAAUUCCUUUAUAAAAGAUGAUUUUUAAAAAUUAAAAUACAUUAUGUUGUUUUAAGAUUAAGAGAAUUCAGUUGGUAAUUUCAUAUUAACUUAUUAUAAUACUUAUAUAAUAUAUUUUUUAUUUGUAUAACAUUGAUAAGUUUAAUACACUAUUAAAAUAUACUUUCAAAUUUUUGCACUACUGUUAAAUGUUAAUAAACAAUAAUAAAUAUUCUGAACGUAUCUAAUGAGAGAGCUUUGAAUUUACAUCAAUGUUGUUAAUACAGUUAAUGCUUUGUAUUAAAACUGUACAAUAUUACUUUAUUAGAUAUUAUAGUAUCAACUAUUUUCUAUAAA